Messenger RNA from Macadamia integrifolia, 797 nucleotides. Its product is annotated as protein PLANT CADMIUM RESISTANCE 2-like. The coding region runs from base 122 to 628 and encodes 168 amino acids. The record is from RefSeq and is a predicted model, not a curated record. Lineage: Eukaryota; Viridiplantae; Streptophyta; Magnoliopsida; Proteales; Proteaceae. The transcript is spliced from 3 exons.
CAACUACUUUAUUAUCUUAUUAACAAACAACCUUUAGAACAGAUCUCUCCUCUUUCUUUCUCUGCUAUACACAAAGUUCUAAAUAUACCUCCUAACUUGGAUCAAUUGAAAGGUAAGAAAUAUGUAUUCUUCUGCCACUACUGCCGCACCUCAGCCACAAUUUGGAGCAGCCCCGGCCUCCGGUAUUCCCAUGAAUUCAACAUACUAUCAAGCUCCAGUUCCUUGGUCCUCCGGCCUCUGCGACUGUGGUGCCGAUAUUAACAGCUGUUGUUUAACAUUUUGGUGUCCAUGCGUUGCCUUCGGCCAGAUCUCUGAGAUCGUGGAUCAAGGAUCCUCCUCCUGUGCAGCAAAUGGAUGCAUCUAUACACUGAUCAUGUGCUGUUUAGGGUGUCCAUGCUUCUUCUCGUGUUGCUAUCGUUCCAAGAUGAGGCAGCAAUAUAAUCUGGUAGAGGAUCCCUGUGGGGACUGCCUCGUUCAUUGUUGCUGUGAGCAAUGUGCCAUCUGCCAAGAGUACAGAGAGCUGGAGAGCCGCGGAUUCAACCUGACCAUAGGAUGGCAUGGUAAUGUGGAAAGAAGGAACCGUGGAAUACCGAUGGCUCCUAUUGUAGAACAAGGCAUGACUCGAUAGAGUGAAUUAAUGAAGAUUAUCUGAUUAUAUGAAGGCCCUUUGGCCCUGAAAGAUUUUUCUGUUACACGGAAUGACUCUGAAUAUCUAUUAUAUAUAUAUACAAGAUUUGUGAUGACCUUAGAGUGUGAUUUGGAUUCUUUGUGAUAAUGUUACUGUUAUGCUACCCCGU